AUACCACUAGGUCCUUGUUUAUCGUACACAUUCUACAUGUUAUAGGGUGCACGAGGUUUGCCGUGUAUAAGCAAGCUCAAAGCGAGUAGCCCGCGAUGUUGGCCCCCGAGACGCUUCCUCGCUUUCUCGACCUACGCCAAUUCAACCUGUGUUGACUCACCUCUAAGCACCGCAAUGUCCUUUUAACAGCGCACCUAUACUCGGCUACUGAUUACUUUUCGACCGACAUUGCCAAGCCAAAUUCAUCGUCUUUUAUUCCCCAAAAACUUGGAUUCAGCCGUCAGAUUUGAGAUAUCAACAUGUGUUCCUCAGGGCUCAUAGUAAAAUCCGUAAGAAAUCCCUACUCGUUGCCUGACUUAUCUCGGGAGGGCAAGUGGUUAGUCCAUGGACAUGAAAUCGUUAAAGAUGUUUGCCAAGAAGAGGAGCGCAUCAACUCGAAGAUCGAAACACACGAACGUCUGUUCGCGCAUCAAACUUUGAGCACAGCUCGUAGAGACUGCCGCUACAGAUCUGAUAAGGUUCCAAAAGAUUCACUCGAUUUUAUGUUAUCUUCGAUUUAUUACCACGACAAAGAUUUAUUUGUACCAAAAAUGUACACGGCUAUCCAACCAGAGUCGAUUGAUAAAGAGACUUGGCGUCAGUUGCGCAAUCAAAUAAAGGUUUAUUCAAAACCAUCAGUUCCACUUGGCCACGAAAUCAAAUACGCUGAAAUCGAAUCAAAAAGAAGCUUAACUUCUGGAAAGUCUAGCGGAUUAGAAGCUAGUGCAAGAAAGAGGAUACAUCCGAGCAGUCUUCAGUUAGCCAUCGAAGGACCCCAUACCGAUCGAACUAAUCCGGGUUACAGCAGGAAAAUCGACGGAACCUAUUAUGGCAUCUAAAACAAGAAAGAAACGACGCUGUUUUUCUGAAUAAGAAAAUGGUUCAAACUUACUUAACUUAAUAGAAUGUUUCAAUCUAAUUUCGAAUAUGAA
Molecule: messenger RNA, 971 nt
Organism: Trichogramma pretiosum
Lineage: Eukaryota; Metazoa; Arthropoda; Insecta; Hymenoptera; Trichogrammatidae
Exons: 4
Coding region: 300-878 (192 amino acids)
Source: RefSeq, a predicted model, not a curated record